Insectozyma verbasci is the source of this 1656-nucleotide messenger RNA. NCBI's taxonomy places the organism in Eukaryota, Fungi, Ascomycota, Pichiomycetes, Serinales, Debaryomycetaceae. The record is from the annotation of a GenBank genome assembly.
AUGACUACUCCUUUCCCAAAAUAUCAAGAUAAAUUACAAGGUGUCGAAGUCCGUGGACCAAUUCCUGCUGAAGCUAAACACAUCUUUAAUGCUGAAACUUUAGCUUUUGUUGCUACUUUGCAUAGAGGUUUUGAAGCAAAAAGACAAGAAUUAUUAAAUAACAGAAAAGAACAACAAAAAUUAAGAGAUCAAGGUUAUUUACCAAAUUUCUUACCAGAAACUCAAUAUAUUAGAGAUGAUCAAACUUGGACUGGUCCUCCUUUAUCUCCAGGUUUAAUUGAUAGAAGAUGUGAAAUUACUGGUCCAACUGAUAGAAAAAUGGUUAUUAAUGCUUUAAAUUCAAAUGUUGCUACUUAUAUGGCUGAUUUUGAAGAUUCUUUAACUCCUGCUUGGAAAAAUAUUGUUGAUGGUCAAGUUAAUUUAUAUGAUGGUGUAAGAAGAAAUUUAGAAGCUAAUAUUGGUGGUAAACAAUAUAAAUUAAAUUUGGAAAAAGGUAGACAUAUUCCAACUUUAAUUGUUAGACCAAGAGGUUGGCAUUUGAAUGAAGCUCAUGUUACUGUUGAUGGUAAACCAGUUUCAGGUGGUAUUUUUGAUUUUGCUGUAUAUUUUUUCAAUAAUGCUAAAGAAACUUUAGCUAGAGGUUUUGGUCCAUAUUUCUAUUUACCAAAAAUGGAACAUCAUUUAGAAGCUAAAUUAUGGAAUGAUAUUUUCAAUUAUUCACAAGAUUAUAUUGGAAUUCCUAGAGGUACAAUUAGAGCUUCAGUUUUAAUUGAAACUAUUCCAGCAGUUUUCCAAAUGGAUGAAAUUAUUUAUCAAUUAAGACAACAUUCAGCAGGUUUAAAUUGUGGUAGAUGGGAUUAUAUUUUUUCAUAUAUUAAAUCAAUGAGAAAUCAUCCAGAAUUUAUUUUACCAGAUAGAUCACAAGUUACAAUGUCAGCUCCAUUUAUGUCAUCAUAUGUUAAAUUAUUAGUUCAUACUACUCAUAAAAGAAAAGUUCAUGCAUUAGGUGGUAUGGCUGCUCAAAUUCCAAUUAAAGAUGAUGAAGCUAAAAAUAAACAAGUUUUGGAAAAUGUUACAAAAGAUAAAUUAAGAGAAGUUACUCUUGGUUGUGAUUCAUGUUGGGUUGCUCAUCCAGGUUUAGUUCCAGUUGUUUUAAAAGUUUUUAAUGAACAUAUGAAAGGACCAAAUCAAAUUGAUUUACCACCAAAAGAACCAUUUAAACCAAUUACCCAAAGGGAUUUAUUAUCACCAUUUGUUCCAGGUGGUCAAAUUACUGAACAAGGUAUUAGAACUAAUAUUAUUAUUGGUAUUUCAUAUAUUGAAGCUUGGUUAAGGAAUGUUGGUUGUGUUCCAAUUAACUACUUAAUGGAAGAUGCUGCUACUGCUGAAGUUUCAAGAACUCAAAUAUGGCAAUGGGUUACUCAUGGUGCUAAAACUAAUACUGGUAAAGUUAUUUCAAAAGAUUAUGUUAAAAAAUUAUUAGAGGAAGAAUAUGAAAAAUUGACUAAAAGUGCUAAACCAGGUAAUAAAUUUAAACAAGCUUUUGAUUAUUUUGCACCAGAAGCUUUAGGUGAAAAAUAUUCAGAUUUUGUAACUACAUUAAUCUAUGAUGAUGUUACAACUAUUGGUAGACCAAUUUCAGGAGAAAAAUUAUAA